AUGUUCCCUAGCAAACUCUUCCCUGCCGCAUCCAGAGCCAUGUCAACACUGACUCGUGUCCACACCACUGGCGCACCUGCUGCCAUUGGACCUUAUGCUCAAGCUAUCAAGGUAAACGGCAUGGUAUAUACUUCUGGAUCUCUUCCCGUCGUCCCUGAAUCAGGCAAUGUCAUUGAGGGAGGCAUCACUGAACAAACACACCAAAGCUUAUCCAACAUGGAAGCUGUUCUCAAAGAAUCUGGAUCUGGAUUAGACAAGGUCGUCAAGACUACUGUCUUUUUGAAGGACAUGAAUGAUUUCGUCGCCAUGAACGAUGUCUACGCCAAAUUUUUCGACAAGCAUCAACCUGCUCGUAGUGCUGUCCAAGUUGCUCGUCUUCCCAAGGAUGUUGCUGUCGAAAUUGAAUGCGUUGCAGUUACUGAAUAA
Messenger RNA from Mucor velutinosus, 426 nucleotides. RefSeq lists its product as uncharacterized. Lineage: Eukaryota; Fungi; Mucoromycota; Mucoromycetes; Mucorales; Mucoraceae. Gene Ontology annotation, cellular component: mitochondrion; cytosol. The record is from RefSeq and is a predicted model, not a curated record. Bases 1 to 426 code for a protein of 141 amino acids. Gene Ontology annotation, molecular function: deaminase activity. The transcript is spliced from 5 exons.